Molecule: messenger RNA, 5284 nt
Organism: Coccinella septempunctata (seven-spotted ladybird)
Lineage: Eukaryota; Metazoa; Arthropoda; Insecta; Coleoptera; Coccinellidae
Product: interaptin
Exons: 10
Coding region: 66-4940 (1624 amino acids)
Biological process (GO): negative regulation of fatty acid biosynthetic process; positive regulation of transcription by RNA polymerase II; double-strand break repair via homologous recombination
Cellular component (GO): BRCA1-BARD1 complex; plasma membrane; BRCA1-A complex
Molecular function (GO): metal ion binding; ubiquitin-protein transferase activity
Source: RefSeq, a predicted model, not a curated record
UUCUUUGAACUAUUAGUAAUUAAAAUAUUCUGUGUUCGUUGGCGGGACUUGUGAUAUUUUUGUAAAUGGAUAUUAAUGUAGAAAGUUUUUCCAAAAAUUUAUUGGACAAAUUAGAGCAAUUAAAAUGUCCAAUUUGUCUUGAUAUUGUUGACAAAACUAGAGAGUUACCUUGUAAGCAUGUAUUUUGUUCUAACUGUUUGGAAACGUACAAAAAAGAAAAGAAUGCUAUUGUUUGUCCAUUGUGCAAAAAAGCAUUAUCUAAAAGAAAGAUAUUAAGUCGUGAUGCUGCUUUGGAUUCGUUAUGUAGCUUUGUUAGAGCGUUGGGUGAAGAUAUUAAAGUACAUCACAAAACAGAUCUAAAGACAUUCUUCAGUAGAGUACCCAAAGGACCCAUAUUACCUAACUUUACUAACAGAAAUGAAUCACUUGAUUUUAUUCCUCAGUCUUCAGAUGAAAUUAUGAAGCCAUCUACUUCAAAAAAAGAUUAUGUUAAGAAGUCAUGCAGGAAAAGAAACUUGAAUGAGUCUAAAUUCAGCAUUGAAACUGCCCCAAAACCUAAUAAACUUGAUAUAAAGAAAAGCUCACUCACUGAAAAGAAGACAAAAACCAAACCCAAGAUAGGGUUAUCCCGCAAACAAAACAAAGCAAAAAUAGAUGAUUCAGCUAUUACUUUGAAGCCAAAACAUGUUCAUCAAAAUGAGCUUCCACAUAAACCUUCAGAAAAUAAAAAAAUAUUACAGUGGUUACAUGAUACAAGAAAUCAAUUUGAAAGAUUCAGCCAGACUCAACCUCAUAUAACUGAGAAAGAUACACAACAAGAUAUUGAUAUGCCAUCAGUUUCUCAAAUAUAUAUGAAUAAGAGGAGGUUAGGUAAAAUAUCAAAAGAAGUUCAAAAGGAUCAAGUAAAGAUAAGUAAGGACCAAAAUAUUACUAAACGAAAAGCACAAUCUAUAGGUAAUUCACCUCAAAAUAAAUUGAAAAGUAUAAGAAGGCAUUCAUUAGAAUGUACCUCUCCAGUAAAAAUGAAACAAUAUGAGAAUUUGCAUCAAUUAAAUUCCAUUGAAAAUCAACUUAUUAUUGAUAUAAUGGAGAAAGAGGUACUUGAUGUUAUUGAUAAAGAAAUAUCUGGUGGUAAGAAUAAAAUCCCUGAUUUUUCUAGUGAACAAAAUAUUCAUAUCUAUAAUCCAAAAGUAACGAAUACAGAUGAAGAUAAAUUUUUGGAUCAAUUGGAGAAUGAAAUGUCAGAAAGAUCUAGUGAUAUUAAAAAAGACAGUCCUGUACAGAAAAGUCUUAAUAGAACUGAGACCAAUCAGGAAAAUAAAUCAAAAUCAUCUUGGAAGAGCAUAAGAAAAUUCAGAAAAACAAUUGGUAAAAAGAAGGUACCUAAAAAGUUGGAUAUAAGUCUUCUUUCAACCCAAAAAUCAAAUAAAAAGGAUGUAGGAACUAAAAUAAACACAAGUGAUCCUCUUGUAAAUAUAGAUAAAACCGUUACAGUUGGUAAAACAGUGGACUUUCAGAAAAUGGAAGAAUACUUCAGCACAGCAAUUCCUAAAAUGAUUGAAAAAAACAUGGUGGAAACCUCUAGUCAGGAAAUUGUGAAUGACAAAGAUAUGUAUCAGAAAGAUUCUGAAGCAAAUCAAGUAGGAAAAGAUAAUGACUCUGACAUAUAUGUUUAUCAAACACAACCAUUAUCUGAAGAAAUGGUUGAUCCAAAAACUGAUAAAAUAAGUUAUGCUGCUAGACUGACCAAACAGUUGGAAACAAUUCUACAACAGUUAACCAAGGACGAAGGAAUUCAAAUGAAUGAACUUUCUAGCCUCUACCCUUCUAUUGAAAGUAUUUUUAAGAUAUUUGACAAAUUAAAGGAUAAGAAAGCUCAUCAAUCACAAAUAUCACCUGAAAGUAAGAAGCAAAGAAAAUUUUCUGAGAAACAUAUUCAAACAGAUAUGCUUUCAUUAGAUGGCUUCACAAUAACUCCAAAUGCAGCUUUCAAAUCUUUAAUUCAUGAAGAUGUUGCAACACAGACCAACAAUUUCUGCCUUGACUGUCCCCACUUUUCUUCAGGGAAAAAAAACAGCACCCCUACACCUUCAUCUUCACUAAUGAUGGAUAUUGACAGUCAAAGAAAUGUCGAGAAUGGGAAAAAUUCAAAAUCAAAAAAACCAAGUCAAUCAAUGUUGAAUCAAGAAUAUUCUGUGUCCAAAUCACAAUUGGAAAUAGCUAACUUACAAAAGAAGUCUCCUUCAUUGAAUGAUAUAAAUUUUGAAAAGCAAAUUUCAGUCAAUGAGAGCAUGAAUAAAGGACAUAAUGAUAGUGAAAUUGUGGUGGGUAAAAUUUUAGAACUAUGCAAUACACAAAACAAUGUUUCCUUCAUCCAACCUACCAUAAAGAAAACCCCUAAUCGAUCACAAAUGAGCAUAAAUCAUUCUUCAUCAAGACCCAAAAAUAAUUCUAAUGAGAGUAGAUCAAAUUCCAGAGUGGGCAACGAUACAAGUCAAGGGUCUGGUAUUAUGUGUAGUGUUCCUCAAUCAAGAGUAAAUCGCAGGCUUAUGUUCGAGAAGGCAAUGAAGGAAAGGACCGAACUGGAGCAAAAUCUUAAGAGAAUGAGAACAGUAGACUCAACAUCAGAUUCUGAUGAAGAGAGGCCAUAUAAAGUUAAAUGCAAUCGAUUUGUUCAAAAUGAUCUGAGUAUUGAAUUUGAUUCUGAAAGUUUACAUGAUAAUAGCCAGUGUUCGAGGUAUUGUGAUGUGGAAAUGGAAGAGGCAAAGGCUCACGAAGAGCAUCCUGGUGUUGAGAAGAAGUCAGUUUUCCAUGAAAACAGUGAAAAUAUUCAACCAAAGACAAAACACUCAUAUGAAAAUACCCAAGCUGAUACUUUACUGAAUUACUGCGAUGAACUAAUUGAAAAAGCUAACAAACAUAUCUUAGAAGAAGAUCUGUUGUCCGAACAAAAGGAUUUCAAUUUAUCACAAAUAUUAUCAGAAAAUGAUAAAAAAAAUAUCUCAAAUCACGAAAGAUUAAACCAAUCUGUAACUGAAAGGCAGGUUAAAACCCAACAAGACAUCGAAAAAAUUAAGACUCAAGAUCUUCUUAAACACUAUGAUGAGUUAAUUGAAAAAGCUAGUAGACAAAUAGAAACCGAAAAUGAUGAUCGCCACACACAAAAAGUACGGAACACCAAUAUAAAAAGUCCAAUAACUUCCAAACAUACUGACUGUCUUGAGGAAGAGCAAAAUCUUGAAACGAAAAUAAAAUUAAUAAAAACCCAAGAACUUCUGGAUGAUUGUAAUAUAUUAAUUGGAAAUGCUACAGAGGAAAUAGGAAGAAAUGAAAUGAGCUCCUCGCAUAAGGACAGUAAUACUCGAUCUCAAAAUGAUGAUGAAUUUUUCUGUCAAAAUUUGGAUCAAUUGGAUAAUGUUUUAGAGAAAGAAAAUAUACGAGCUGUGCUAUCCAGAGAUAAAUUUUCAGAAUCAUUAUUUGGAUCUUGCAAAGAAAAUUCAAUCUAUCAGACUUCAUCCGUAGAAAAUAAAAUAACAGAAUCAAACAAUUUAUUAUGUACUCCAAAACGUAAAAGCUCAGUGAAAGAACACAACAUUGGGAGAAAAAAGGAAAAUGCCGCCAAAGGAAAUGGGGAAAAUUCCGAUGAGGAAAUAUUUUCGGAUGCAGACGUAGUAGACACUACUCCUCAGAAAUCAGUUAGUUUCAUAGAGAGGCUCAGUUGUUCCCAAAUUGUGAACCAAAAUUUCAAAAUUUCAUUGCACAUUCAAGAAGAUACCGAAAAUAUUCCUGCGAGUAUAAAUAUUGUGCCACCACCUCCCGGAUUUGACGACGAAAUCCCUAUAGAAGAAAAAGUUAAUUCGGAACCCAAUAUACAAAACAGUGAAAGAGAAUCUGAGAGUGUUAUACCCAAUUCAAUAUCUCCUCAAAAAUUUGAAGUGCCAUCAAAAAGAAAGCCAUUAGUUGCAGCUAAUGUAAACACUGUAAAGUUUGCUGUGCCCCAAGAGAUGACGACUUUAUCACAACAAUUCAUGAAGGUUUCUCCCAUUUGUAAAGAAAAAUCCAAAAACCUCAACGUGAUAGAAAUGGUCAGACAGUCGAAAUUUUCACCUUUAACAAUUGUCCCCAAAACCAAUACAUCAGUGUUAACUAGUACACCGAAACAAAAAAGUAUUUUGAGUUAUGUAAAAUCGAAAAUAUCACAAGAAGAAAGCACUUCAACAUCACAAAAGCCUAAACCCUGCAUUGCUUUCACUAGGCUGAAUAACGCAGAAACAUUAUGCGUACAUUCUUUAUGCAAUAGAAAUUUAGUUACACGUCAAGAUAAGUUUGGCCCGGAGGUUACUCAUAUGAUUGUGUCUGUGGACAAACAUAAUAAUGUAAAAGAUCAUACCAUUAAAUUCAUAUCCGCUAUUGCUGCUGGAAUAUGGGUGGUCAAUAUAAAAUGGGUUCAAGAAUGCUUAUCACAAAAUUGUAUUGUGAACGAGGAACCUUUUGAAGUACUUGAUAUAACGGGAAUACCAAGUCCAAGAAUUUCUCGACUUACCCGUGUCGUCAACCCACUGCUCAAAGGAUUCAAAUUUUAUAUUCCACGUUCAUUUGCUCAGACCAGUGCUGAAGACGUCAAGAAUAUCAUUCAGUUAUUACAAGGCGUUGUUGUAUCUUCGAUAGAAGAAUUCAAGGACAGAGGGGAAUAUACCUGCAUCAUUAUAUCUGAACUUGUGGAUACAGAAGAUUACAACCAAUACGAAGAUUGGCUGUCGUCUUAUAAAAUAUUGACAGUUGACAUUAACUGGUUAAGCCUUUCGGUGAGUCGAUAUAAAAUACUCAGCCUUAGGCCUCAUCUUUUGUGCUCAGAUGAUUCGAUCGAUGAAUUGGGUUACCCAUCGGAUCUAGUUGUGGAUGUACCAACCAGUUUGACCCAAGAUGUUACUUAUGAUUGAACCAUUUUUUUGAGUAAUAUUUUCCAUGUGAAUUUGAAGAUUUCAGGUUCUCAGGAAAUUUUAAUUUGUUUUUGUUCGUGAUGUUCUGUCCAUUAUUAUGUGAUUUUGAAUGAAUGACUCAGGAUUUUUUGCAGUUUAUUCAAAUAUUUAGAUUUUUAGCAAACUUCUCUAUUCCAAUAAAAAGUUGAAAAAUGUAAUCUGCCUAAAUCACCUGUUAAAUCGAAAUAUCAUUGUUUUCCUGUUAUUUGAUUGAUUCUAUAUUUUAUUGUUGUAGGAAUUUUAUAUACAUUUUCUAAGUUCUAUAUUCACAAAUUAAUGUGAAAUAAAAGUAUUGUUCUUUCCUA